Molecule: messenger RNA, 673 nt
Organism: Photinus pyralis (common eastern firefly)
Lineage: Eukaryota; Metazoa; Arthropoda; Insecta; Coleoptera; Lampyridae
Exons: 3
Coding region: 28-552 (174 amino acids)
Source: RefSeq, a predicted model, not a curated record
CGUAAGUGAUAAUUUUUAGUUGACAAAAUGAGUAAAUUACUCAGCAUUCUGAGGUUACUUGCAGUUUCGGUGCUAAUCAAUUUCGCAUCCAUCACGAUUUUGGUUAUAUUAAGGUUUAAUGAAUGGGAUGUCGCUGCCACAAUUGUAUCUUUAACAUUUAGCGUUGUUAUAAUUCUGAUCGAGUUACUAAAAACGUCACCAUCCAAUGCAACGCGUCCAUUGCUGAGACCGCUACUCGCCCUUUGUAUAGUAAUCGGAGGAGCUUCAGGUUUCUUCUGGUUCUUUCAUUUAAUACACAAACUGGGGCACUACCAAGGAGAUAUUGAAGAUACUCUUUGGACGUCAGCCACAAUUCUACUGACAUUUAUAGUAUCGAUGCAUUUGGUGGUAACCUCCUACAAAACGUCCAAGUACGUCUUGGUCGAAACGGCAGACCACGUCGAUCACGUCGAAGGUGAAAAGCACGCGUCAAUAACGCUAUGGGCGCAGCAGUAUUUCAAAAAGAAGCAAGCCAAAAAGGAUGCCGUAGAGGAAAAUCUCAACCCCGUAUGACUUUUGGUUACGUUCGUGGUUUUGCUUAAUGAUCUGAUCGAGUGUGUAUUUAUUAGUUUCGGUUUGCCGGAACGUUUAUUUUGUACUUAUUUCUACGAAAAAUAUUUAUUAUUAUUUAAUA